Messenger RNA from Psammomys obesus (fat sand rat), 1583 nucleotides. It is a transcript of the gene Hemk1, whose product is annotated as HemK methyltransferase family member 1. The transcript has 11 exons. Gene Ontology annotation, cellular component: mitochondrion. Gene Ontology annotation, molecular function: protein methyltransferase activity; nucleic acid binding. Lineage: Eukaryota; Metazoa; Chordata; Mammalia; Rodentia; Muridae. The record is from RefSeq and is a predicted model, not a curated record. Gene Ontology annotation, biological process: protein methylation. Bases 215 to 1237 code for a protein of 340 amino acids.
GCUGACCCUGGGGCUGCUUCCUGGUGCCGGUGUGUGAAUAGGGCACGUGUGCGUCGCCUCUAGCAGGGUGAUAACAUCUGAGAAAACAAUGGAGAACCAGUGCCUAUGACUGAUCCUUCUCCACGAAGCCCCGCCCAGGGAUCACUCCCAGCCCCGACCUCAGUGACUGAUAGCACAAGGGAGACCUAACAGCUUAGAAAUCUUUCUCCAAGACAUGAAGCUUUGGGGCCGAAUACUUUGGAGCCUCCUCUCUGGUCCCAGGGGAAGAAGGGGAGUCUCCCAGGGCUGGGCCUUCAAUUUACAGAAGUCUCAUUCAUGUCUGGCUGGGCUGUUGAGUGCCACAGAGAUGGUGAGCCACUGGACACAGGUCUUUGAGGAAAGAGGUAUCCCAGAGGCCCGGGAAUCCUGUGAGUACAUCGUGGCUCAUGUCCUUGGAGCCAAAACAUUUCAGAGCCUGAGACCAGUACUUCGGACCAAGCUUCUGACCCCUCAACAACGGGAGUCCAUUCAGGAGCUAUGUAGCCAUCGGUUACAGAGGAUGCCAGUGCAGUAUAUCCUUGGGGAGUGGGACUUUCAGGGGCUCAGUCUGAAGAUGGUACCCCCAGUGUUCAUUCCUCGGCCAGAGACAGAAGAACUGGUUGAAUGGAUCUUAGAGGAAGUUGCCCAGAGGGCCCCUGCAGUGGGACCCCAAGGUGGUCCCCUCAUUCUGGAGGUGGGCUGUGGAUCAGGAGCCAUUGCCCUCAGCCUGCUGAGCCAGCUCCCCAAGAGUCAAGUUAUUGCUGUGGAUAAGGCAGAAGCUGCUGUUAGUCUCACCCGUGAGAAUGCUCAGAGGCUUCAGUUGCAGGACAGGAUUCAGAUCAUCCCCCUUGAUGUGACCUCAGAGGGGCACUGGACACACCUUCUGCCCUGGGCUCCCGUGGACUUGGUGGUCAGCAACCCUCCAUACGUCUUCCACAAGGACAUGGAACAACUGGCUCCAGAGAUCUGCAGUUACGAGGAUCUGGUGGCCCUGGAUGGUGGUGAGGAAGGCAUGGACAUCAUUACCCACAUCUUGACCUUGGCACCUCAGCUCUUGAAGGCCUCUGGAAGUAUCUUCUUAGAAGUGGACCCAAGGCACCCAGAGCUUGUCAGCAGCUGGCUUCAGAGCAGGCCUGACCUGUACCUUAGUCUUGUGGCUGUCCGUAAAGACUUCUGUGGGAGGCCCCGGUUCCUGCAUGUCCAGAAGUCUGCAUCAUAGUGUGGCUACUUUGUGAACACCUGGCCAGGAUUCUAGCCUGCUGGGCGCACCUGGCUGCCCCUGCAUGGGUGUUCUCAGAGGAAGGUGUACAGUGCCUCCCCAAACCCGAGGUGAGGCCCAUGGUUCUGUGAUUCCUCAUGGUGAAUGUUUCUAGAAGAUUCGGAAACACAGAGGGAGUGUUCUUCCCAGGGCAGCAAAGAACAGAGACUCAAGAGCUGGGUUUCCAGCCGAGGCUAUCCUCUCAGUGUAGGGGCCUACUUGGUGUUCCUCUUGGUGAAAUUGCUGUGAUGAUAUUGGGAAGUGUGGCCAGUAAAGUAUUGAGAGAACAAUAAAUGGUGAAUCAGUG